GCGGCGGCGGCGGGAGCGCUCUCCUGCCGGGAGGCCUGCGAGCGGCGGACGUGCGCCUCACCCCGCGGACCCGCGGGCUGCCUCGCGCUUGCCCUCGGGCGGCGCCCGGCCCGCCGUCCCUCCCGGGGACCCGGGAAGGCGCGCGGGGCCGGCACGUGCGCCCCCGCUGGCGUGUCCUCGGGCUGCUCCCGCGCUGGAACCCUGCAGCUGGAGGCCGGGCCGGGGGGCCGCAGGGCGCGGGCGGGCGGGGCGCGCCGGGCGGCGCCGAGGGCUCGGAGCCGAGAGCGUGGGCAUGGCGAGCAUCACCCAGCUGUUCGACGACCUGUGCGAGGCCCUCCUGCCGGUGCCGAAGGCUCGCUUGGGCCAGCGCGGCGUGAGCCGAAGGAGGGCAAAGCAGGGCCUCCGGAGGGUGGCCUACGACGCUCUCUUCAGCAGUCUGUUUGUAGAUGAGACUCAGAGGCUGCAGCCUGACCCCUCUAAACUCCCGGUGAAAAACAAGAUCCUCAUGCUGUCCUUCGACUUGAGGGUGGGUGGCCUGGGCCCCGAGGCUGACCGUUUGGAGGAGCUGGUGGAGGAACUGGAAGCAGCCCCUUGCUGUCCGCUUGUGGAGGUGGGCUCUGUUCUGGACCUCCUGGUUCAGCUGGCGGGGAGCGGCCCGCCGCGAGUGCUGCCGCGAAAGCGGGACUACUUGUUUAACAACAAGCAUGUGGGGAGAAACGUUCGCUACGGCGGCUACGACUGCUAUGACCUGAGUGUGUUUGAGAUGGACGUUCAGUCCCUGAUCUCCAGAGAGGAGUAUCUGUGUCAGGACAUGAUCCACAAAGCGCUUCAGGUGAUGGAGGCGGCGCCGGGCACUGGCCUGCCCACUGUUGGGCUCUUCUCGUAUGGAGACCCUUGUGGUGACAGGUUUGAGAGAGACACCCGGGUCUCGCUGUUCGGUGCCCUUGUGCACAGCCGCACAUACGAUAUGGACGUCCGACUGGACCUGCCUCCGGUGCCGGACAGCGCAGACCUCUCUGGACUGGCUAUUAAGGUUCCUCAGAGUGUGGAUCAGUCAGAAGAUGAAGGGUUCCAGUCAGCGUCCAAUUUGACUCCUGAUUCCCAGUCUGAACCGGGUGUGACUCCAGACAUCGACCUGUGGGAUGCUGUGCUCACCUACGAAGCCAGCAAGCGGAGGUGCUGGGAGCAGGUUGGAUGCCCCCCUGGCCACAGAGAGGAGCCCUACCUCACCGAGGCGGGAAGGGACGCCUUCGACAGGUUCUGCAGGCUCCACCAAGGGGAGCUGCAGGUGCUGGGAGGGGGCCUCCUGCAGGCCCCACAGCCCGUCCUGGUGAAAGAGUGUGAGCUGGUGAAGGAUGCGCUGAACGUCCUGAUUGGGGUCGUGUCUGCCACAUUUUCCCUCUGCCAGCCGGCUCAUGCCUUCAUGGUGAAGCGGGGCGUCCACGUAUCAGGAGCGUCCCCCGAGAGCAUCAGCAGCCUCCUCUCAGAGGUGGCGGAGUGUGGGACCCACUAUGCGCGCCUAAGCCACUUCUCCGUGCAGCCGGUGCUGGACUCCUCCUGCAGCAAAGGCCUCGUGUUCCAGGCCUUCACCAGCGGCCUGAGGAGGUACCUGCAGUACUACCGAGCUUGUGUGCUCUCCACUCCACCCACCCUGAGCCUCCUCACCAUUGGCUUUCUCUUCAAGAAACUGGGCCGGCAGCUCAGGUACCUGGCUGAGCUUUGUGGGGUUGGCACUGCGCUCCCCGCCUCCAGUGGAGGAGAGCCCGGGGCGGCAUUCCCCACUGGGGUGAAGCUGCUCUCAUACCUCUACCAGGAGGCCCUGGAUAACUGCAGCAAUGAGCACUACCCUGUGCUGCUGUCUCUGCUCAAGACCAGCUGCGAGCCCUACACCCGGUUCAUCCACGACUGGGUGUAUAGUGGGGUCUUCAGAGACGUUUACGGCGAGUUCAUGAUCCAGGUGAACCAGGAGUACCUGGGCUUCAGAGAUAAGUUUUACUGGACCCACGGCUACGUUCUCAUUUCCAAAGAGGUGGAGGACUGCGUCCCCAUGUUCUUGAAGCACAUUGCCCACGACGUCUAUGUGUGUGGGAAGACCAUCAACCUGCUGAAGCUCUGCUGUCCUCGGCAUUACCUCUGCUGGUCCGAUGUCCCUGUCCCUCGGAUCUCGGUCAUUUUCUCCCUUGAAGAGCUGAAGGAGAUCGAGAAGGACUGUGCUAUCUACGUGGGGCGGAUGGAGAGGGUGGCGCGCCACAGCUCCAUCAGCAAGGAGGAGAAGGAAUUACGAAUGGAAAUUGCGAAACAAGAAUUAAUUGUCCACGCCCGAGAGGCAGCGUCCAGGGUCUUGAGUGCGCUCAGUGAUCGGCAGAUGUCAGAGCGGAUGGCUCUGGAUGCCCGGAAGCGAGAGCAGUUUCAGAGGUUGAAAGAGCAGUUUGUGAAGGACCAGGAGCGACGCCGGGCGGCCAGGCAGGAGGAGCUGGAUGAUGACUUCAGCUACGCCCGUGAACUCCGCGACAGGGAGAAGAGGCUGAAGGCUCUGGAGGAGCAGCUGGAGAGGAAGGCGAGGCAGGCGCUGGUUGACCAUUACAGCAAGCUGUCUGCAGAGGCAGCUCGUCGGGAGCAGAAGGCGUUGUGGAGGAUCCAGAGGCACAGGUUGGCGGGUGCUCGGCUGCGUUUCCUCUUAGAAGAUCAGAAACGCAUCCAGGGAAUGCUGGAAGACCUGUCCGAGGAGAAGCCCCUGGAGCCACUGGCUGUCCUCCCAAGUGCACGCCCCCAGGCCUCGUCUCCGGGCCCCGAGCACCCAGAUGGAGGUAGCAGCUGUGAUUCUGGGAGUGCAGAGCAGCACGUGGUCGCCUGGGAUGGCCUGAGCAGGCCAAGUGCACCCCUGCAGCCCCUAGAGUCUCCAGCAGCAGGGGCCUGCAGCUCGGGGCCAGGAGCAGGCCAGCAGCCAGGGCAGGCAGAGGGGCCAGGGCCCUUCUCUGCAAGCCUCAGCAUCCAAGACUUCCUGCCCCUGGGCCAGGGGGCCAAGAAGCCUGUGCACACCGGCAUGGCCCCUGUCCUGGAGGAGGCACUGCAGACCAUCGGCUCAGACCUGCCUCCCCUAGGUCUGUCUGCAGUGGUGGGCACAGGGCUGGCUGGGCCACAGGAGUAUGACUUCAGAAGCAUCCUGAGGCCGGCUGCAGCCACCUUGGCUUCCCCAGGACCCCUUGACACUGUAGGAGGUGACUUGGGCAGUGAGGGGCAGCAGCUGUGGGGGGACACUCACAUGCAACUGGACACCUGUGUCCUGGAUGGGCAGAUGGCUCUGCUUGACCCACACUCCCCCCAGCACAAUUCCCUCCAGGAGCGGAGCAGCCAGGCCACAGGCCAGGUCCUGGGGCAUGUGUCAGAGAGCAGUGUUCCCACAGGGGGUUAUGCUUCCAGAAUAGCCCCCUCCCGACCACAGUGGAACAUCCACGGACACGUGUCUGAUGCCAGCAUUAGGGUGGGGGAGAACGUGUGGGACAUGACCCCUUCCCGGCCACGGUGGAAUGUCCAUGGACACGUGUCUGAUGCCAGCAUCAGGGUGGGGGAGAACGUGUGGGACGUGGUCCCGUCCCGGCCACGGUGGAACGUCCAUGGACAUGUGUCUGAUGCCAGUGUCAGGGUGGGGGAGAACGUGUGGGAUGUGGCCCCCUCUCGGCCACGGUGGAACGUCCAUGGACAUGUGUCUCAGUCGCACAUGAUGCUGGGUGCACUCCCAGAGGAAGCCCAGAUCGAUGUGCCCAGGUCCCACCAGAACUCCCCUGACCACGUGUCCCAGUCAGGCCUCAGCCUGGAAGAACAGAGCCCUACCCAGGACCAGGAACCACAGCUACCCACAGAGACAGCCUCAGGGAGCUCCUGCGCUCUGGCGGCUGCUUCUGGUUGUGAGGAGGAGAGUGGCCUCAAGGCCUCAUUGCCUGCUGGGGUUGUGCCUGGUGCUCUAGGAGAUGGCACUCCUGAGGAGCCAGGCCCAAGGAGGAGUGGGGACACUGAGGACGUCUCUCCAAGCCACCCUCCAGGCUCCAAGGAAGGUGCGGAUGCCCGGAGCAGCCCAGGCCUUGGUGAAGAGGCGGUGGUGCCUGCUCGCUGGGACAAGGAGCAGGCUUACCUGGCAAGCCUGGCAGCGCAGUACCGCCUGGAGCAGUACCCAGACAGCUACGAGGCCCUGUCAGAGCCUCCUGUUGCCCGCCUCCUCCACCACGGGCUUCCCCGGGCCUUUGCCCUCUCUGAGGACCCCCGGGGCCCGUCAGAUGCGGACGAGACCACGGUGCAGCUGAGUGAGCUGCUGCCACUGCCCGUGCUCCUGAAGCGCUCCCUCACCGCCCCGCUGGCUGCCCACGUCUCCCUGGUGAACAAGGCCGCAGUCGACUACUUCUUCGUGGAGCUCCACCUCGAGGCACAUUUCGAGGCACUGCGCCACUUCCUGCUGAUGGAGGAUGGUGAAUUUGCCCAGUCCCUCAGCGACCUGCUCUUUGAGAAGCUCGGGGCGGGGCAGACGCCUGGGGAGCUCCUCAACCCGCUGGUGCUCAACUCAGUGCUGAGCAAGGCCCUGCAGUACAGCCUGCACGGCGACACCCCACAUGCGGCCAACCUCUCCUUCGCCCUCAAGUCCCUGCCCGAGGCGUUUGCCCCCAAUGCCCCGGAUGUGCUAAGCUGCCUGGAGCUCAGGUACAAGGUGGACUGGCCCCUCAACAUCGUCAUCACCGAGAGCUGCCUGAGCAGGUACAGUGGCAUCUUCUCCUUCCUGCUACAGCUGAAGCUCAUGAUGUGGACGCUCAAGGACGUCUGCUUCCACCUCAAGCGCACAGCGCUGGUGAGCCACGUGGCCAGCUCCGUGCAGUUCCGCCAGCUGCAGCUUUUCAAGCACGAGAUGCAGCACUUCGUGAAGGUCAUCCAGGGUUACAUCGCCAACCAGAUCCUGCACGUCAGCUGGUGCGAGUUCCGUGCCAGGCUGGCUGUGGUGGGUGACCUCGAGGAGAUCCAGCGGGCCCACGCCGAGUACCUGCACAAGGCUGUCUUCAGGGGCCUGUUGACGGAGAAGGCGGCGCCUGUCAUGAACAUCAUCCACAGCAUCUUCAGCCUCAUCCUCAAGUUCCGCAGCCAGCUCAUCUCCCAGCCCUGGGGCCCGGCCAGUGGCCCCCGGGGUGCCGAGCACCCCAACUUCGCCCUCAUGCAGCAGUCCUACAGUACCUUCAAGUACUAUUCCCACUUUCUCUUCAAAGUGGUGACCAAGCUGGUGAACCGCGGCUACCAGCCCCACCUGGAGGACUUCCUGCUGCGCAUCAACUUCAACAACUACUACCAGGAUGCCUGAGGGCUGCUCGGGUGAGGCAGGGCGUGUGGCAGACGGGCCCCCUGCCCCUCAGCACUGGUCUCUCCUGGGUGGGUCCUGAGGCCAAGGCAGGGACAGAAUGACCACACAGAGAUGGGUGGAGGAAGCUACUGGUUUAUUUAGGGGCUGUGUCUCCCUGACAAGCAGGAGCUAUGCAGUGCCAGCACCACCCACGCACCCCCAGGCUGGAAAGGUGGGUGGGGGCUGCCACGUCCCCAGGCCGGGCUUGCUGGGCACGUGUCCUCACAGAAGCGGCUCUUCAGGGAGCGUGUGGACCUGGGCCGUGCUGUGCUGCUGAGUUGGCGUCAGACAGAGACGGGUCAGGGCCUGACUGGACGUCUCUGCCGUCAUGGAGAGACGGGUGUGGGGGGCUGUGCACUGGCUGGGCACCGCCUCAUGGACUCAGCAGGACUCAGGGCCUUGGGACCUCCAGGUGUGGAGGCCUCCAAGGCGGUUUACGAGGAUCACGUCACACACAGUUCUGCCGCCCAGAGCGGGGGCUUGCUGCUGUAGGAGCGCCGCCUGCCAGACGCCCCACCAGCCCCCUCAGGCUCUGCCGCCUCUGAGACCUCAGCAGCCUCCUCUGCCCUGUGGUAAGGGGCCUCCAGCAGCUUCAGCACCCGCCGCACCUGGAGAAGAGCAAGGGAAGGUGUUGGGGCCUCCCUCCCUCCCAGGCCCAGCCCUCGCUACAGGCCCAUGGGCAGAGGAGGGACCGGUGUGCGCUUGCCUCUGAGAAGUCCCCACUCUCGGCAGCCUCGAUGGCAGUCUGUGCGAUGUAGUUCCGCAGGACGUACUUGGGGUUGUUGGCAUGCAUGACACGCACACGCUCAGCCUGCCAGGCCUCCGGGUCCCCGGCACCCUCCUUGUCCUGCUCCAGCCGGGCUCUGGAAUCACACCCCAGCUCAGCUUUCCAGCAGAUGCAACCCCACCCUCCACAUUUGGUCCCCUGCAUGGGUUGUGUGCAGCUACCUCACGGGGAGAUGGUGACACUGGCCAUCAGCGCUCUGAUGACCCAGAGCCUCGCUGACCUCGGACACAGGGCUGGCCUCACCUGUAUGCCUGGAGCCAGUCGGCCCAGUGGCCCCUGUUCCUGCUCAGCAGCUCGGCCGGGCUCAGCUGCUCCAGCCGCGACUGCUGCUCGACGCGCUCCAGCUCCUUUGUGACGUUUGCCCGGGUACCAAUGAGCGCGAAGAGCUGCGGGUUCGACUGUGCCAGCAUCAACAUCAUCGAGAGCUGCCUGUGCGGAGUGGGCAGCAUGAGGUGCAUCCAGGAGGCUGCAGCAUCCCCACCACCGGCUGUGGACUGUGUCCUGAGACCACCAGGGACUUCGAUGCCACACCCCUACCUAGAGCCCCACUGGGAGUGAGCCCUGGCCUGACGCAUGAGGCAGGCACAGGGGGCACCCACCAAGUGUCCACCCUUGUUCUGCAGCAGCCCCUCCGUGCGGCAGGACACAGAUGUGCCCCGAGGGACAGGUGCCUCGGGCUGACUGGGCGGGCCCCUGGGGUGGGUAGGACACCAUCUCUCUGCUGCUUGGCACCUGCCUACAUCCCAAACCAGCACCAACUUCCUCCAGGAGGAAGUCACUGCUGUCACUCCUCCUGUGCCCAUAGGGCUGGGUCCUUCCCCACUUCCAGAAGAGUCUGGGGGGACAGGCCCCGACACCCCUUCCCCAGUCGUAUUGGCCUUGUAUUCGGCAGGUCCUACCAGCUGGUCCUCCCCACUGCAUCCUGGGAGCCAUCAGUCCAGUGCCCACACUGCUAUAUUAAAUUCCUUCCUCAUCACAA
Messenger RNA from Equus caballus (horse), 7140 nucleotides. The record is from RefSeq and is a predicted model, not a curated record. Lineage: Eukaryota; Metazoa; Chordata; Mammalia; Perissodactyla; Equidae.